UUAUUCCUGCUGAAGCUUGCUGAAAAUGUAUUGUCAGUUGACGGUCAUAAAAUAACUCCUUUUUUUCCCUCAUUCUUGACGAUGCAUAAAGAAGAAACGAUAAGACUGUAUGUCACUACAGGCUCAUUUGUUUUGGUCAAGGAAGACCAGGCAUUAGAAAUAGAAUUUGACGGACUUAAAAUGACAAAAAGAGACGCCUAUGAACCAGUUAAUAUUGUUCAGUCGUUCGAGAUAUUUGGUAUUCUUGGAUUUAUAGAAGGAUUCAGAGAAAAGUACAUGGUUGUUAUAACAGCAGCACAGCUUCGUGGAUACAUAUUAGAGCACCCAGUCUACGUGAUUGAGAAAGUAGCAUGUCUGAGUUUUGAUGAACAUAAGGCGUGUCACAGGUUGGGCAUGCAAAGAGCAGAGGGACAGGAGGAGAAUCAUGCGGAUCCAAUGAAGCGGCCGGUCAAGUUGACACAGUCUAACUCCUUUAUAACAAAGAUCAAAAAGUCGUUUGCCAAAAAGAAGGAGGAAGAGAUAUUAGAAUCUAUUACACAAGAAUCUGCUUUAGAAAAUGAUAAGGUUAUCAUAGACAACUUGGAGAUACCGACGACUACAACUACUCUCCCUCUAUCUUCGUCUGUUUCUUCAUCUUCUGCAGUAUCUACAUUAGAAGAAGUAGAUGAAGAAGAUGAAGAGGAAGCACUAUUAGAUGCUCGUAUUGUUCGUCAAAUCGUGGAGUUAUUUAGCAAGUCAAUGUUUAUAUUUUCAAAUACAUUUGAUAUUACAAACAGUUUUCAGCGAAUACACAAGAACAAGACAAAUUCUGAUAUUCCUUUAUGGAAAACAGUAGACAAACGGUUUUGGUGGAAUGAACAUCUUUCACGAAGCCUUAUAGAACACAAUUUAGAUGAAUGGAUCAUUCCUGUUAUGCAAGGAACAGUGCAGGUCGAACCAUGUAUCAUUGAUGGGUAUAGCUUUGAGUUUAUAUUGAUUUCUCGAAGAAGCAAGGAGCGAGCAGGCAUGAGAUAUCAACGAAGAGGUAUUAAUGAAGACGGACAAGUUGCCAAUUUUGUAGAAACAGAGCAGAUUGUUAUUUUUAAGAGAGAUGAAGUAAAUCAUAUAGCAUCGUUUGUUCAGACACGAGGAUCAAUACCUUUAUUUUGGAGCCAGUCUCCUUAUAGCUUACAUCCAGUUCCAGUAUUAGAAAGAACCGAAAAAGAAAACAGUAAUGCUUUUGAAAAGCAUUUUAAAACGCAAGAAGAGCUGUACGGUCGUCAAAUUGUGGUCAAUCUUGCAGAAGUAACUGGGAGAGAAGCUGUUAUCGGAUCAGAGUAUCGGAAGCAUGUUGAAGAUCUAGGAGACCCUAACAUAAAAUAUGUUGAAUUUGAUUUCCAUAAAGAAACCAGAGGGAUGAAGUUUGAGAAUAUAAGUAGGCUUAGCAAUAGCUUAUACGAGGAUAUGACGAAAUUGCAGUAUUUUUGGACAGCUGUUGAUGGAAGUGAGCAUACUUACUGCGAGCAAGGAGGCGUAUUUAGAACAAACUGCAUGGAUUGCUUAGACCGAACCAAUGUUGUACAGAGCGCAUUUGGACGCAGUGUAUUGAAUCUACAAUUAAUGCGCUUUGGUAUUACUGAGUAUCCAGAUCAAGGAAUUAAAUACUAUAAUAGUUUUGAAAAGAUUUUCAAUAACAUGUGGGCAAAUAAUGGAGACAUGAUAUCAAGAAUGUACGCAGGGACAAGCGCUUUAAAAGGAGAUUUCACAAGAACUGGCAAACGAAACUUUACCGGAAUGAUGAAUGACGCAUCCAACUCGUUGACACGCAUGUACUUUAACACUGUCAAGGAUUUCUGGAAGCAAGCAACUAUAGAUUUCGUAUUGGGAUACCACAAAUGCGAAAUAUUUAGAUAUGUGCCUCAAAGUGUCAAGAUGUCUGCUGAACCAGGAAUAGAAAGGAGAUGGGCAAAGAUACGAUCAGAUGCGAUUGAAACUAGCAGCCAAAUUGUAGUAGCCGAUGAUGAAACAAAAAUCACAGGAUGGACACUACUCUCACCAUCAGAGCCAUUGAAGAUAAGACCUAAAGAAUUUGAAGAAAAAGUAGUCAUAUUGACAGAAAAGGCUCUGUAUGUCUGCAGCUACAAUUAUGAUCUAGAAAAAGUGAUUCAGUUUAAAAGACUUGAGCUGGAUAUGAUUACUUCCAUACAAGUUGGCAUAUAUAUCCUUUCUUCGCUUACACCUGCAUCAAGAAACGAAGAGCAAAACUAUGGCUUUAUUAUCAACCAUCUAACUAAUGGAGAGCUCGUCCGAUGGAACACAGGGAGUAUUUUGAACCAAAACCUUGGUGAUUUGAACAUUGAGAAUGACAAAGAAGAGGAAGAAUAUACGGAAGCAUCAGAUACCUCAUUUAUUGCUUUUAAAGCAGUUCGAUACAACAUAUUGGGAGAAUUAGAUGGUAAAGUAGAUAGUUGUAAAAAGCAGAUCGAAAUCAUUGUUCAGGCAAUUUGUUCUGCCUCUGGUCGUACGCCUGAUGACAAUGAUUUCAUUAUUCAUGAGCCUAUUAUAAGCUUGAAAGAAGCUGAAAAGACAGAUGGCUUAUUUAAAAAGAUGGGACAUAAGAUCAAGCAAGCUAUAUGGUUAUAAUAAGAACUUUCUUAGCAAUAAAUAAACGCAGAAUUCUGAAAAAGGAUGAUUAUUUUGUAGUAUAAAUACAUCUCUUGAAUGACUACAUAGAAAUAUACACAAGUCUAUAAUGUAACAUAAUACAACAGUAGCAUAUGGUACAUUAGUGUUAUUUAUUGUUUCCCUUUAAAUAUAAUAAAAAAACUACGCUUGUC
Messenger RNA from Rhizopus microsporus ATCC 52813, 2816 nucleotides. RefSeq lists its product as uncharacterized. The transcript has 18 exons. Gene Ontology annotation, biological process: phosphatidylinositol dephosphorylation. NCBI's taxonomy places the organism in Eukaryota, Fungi, Mucoromycota, Mucoromycetes, Mucorales, Rhizopodaceae. The coding region runs from base 82 to 2622 and encodes 846 amino acids. Gene Ontology annotation, cellular component: endoplasmic reticulum. Gene Ontology annotation, molecular function: phosphatidylinositol-4-phosphate phosphatase activity. The record is from RefSeq and is a predicted model, not a curated record.